Echinops telfairi (small Madagascar hedgehog) is the source of this 1570-nucleotide messenger RNA. It is a transcript of the gene ACAA1, whose product is annotated as acetyl-CoA acyltransferase 1. The transcript has 12 exons. Lineage: Eukaryota; Metazoa; Chordata; Mammalia; Afrosoricida; Tenrecidae. Gene Ontology annotation, biological process: phenylacetate catabolic process; fatty acid beta-oxidation. Gene Ontology annotation, cellular component: peroxisome. The record is from RefSeq and is a predicted model, not a curated record. Gene Ontology annotation, molecular function: acetyl-CoA C-acyltransferase activity. The coding region runs from base 84 to 1364 and encodes 426 amino acids.
AAGAUCUGCGCCUGCGCGGGUCGUAGUCUGUUUCGACGUUGUGUGCAGAGCGUUGUGACUUGUCUAAGCGGCGGUGCGACGCGAUGCGGAGGCUGCAAGUGGUGCUGGGCCACCUGAAGGGCCAGCCCGAUUCGGACGCGGUACCUGCGCUGCAAGCUGCAAGCUGCUUGAGCGCCGCCCCUCAGGCCUCGGCCGGAGAUGUGGUUGUGGUACAUGGACGGCGCACCGCCAUUGGCCGAGGGGCCCGCGGUGGCUUUAAGGACACCACCCCGGAUGAGCUUCUCUCCGCUGUCAUGACCGCUGUGCUCCAGGACGUCAAGCUGAGACCCGCGGAGCUGGGGGACAUCUGUGUGGGAAAUGUGCUUCAGCCAGGGGCCGGGGCAAUCAUGGCUCGAAUUGCUCAGUUUCUGAGUGACAUCCCAGAGACUGUGCCUUUGUCCACUGUCAACAGACAGUGUUCGUCUGGGCUGCAGGCAGUGGCCAGCAUAGCCGGUGGCAUCAGAAAUGGAUGUUAUGACAUUGGCAUGGCCUGUGGAGUGGAGUCCAUGUCCUUGGCUGACAGAGGGAACCCUGGAAACAUUACUUCGCGUUUGGUGGAAAAGGAGAAGGCCCGAGACUGUCUGAUACCUAUGGGGAUAACCUCGGAGAAUGUGGCUGAGCGGUUUGGCAUUUCCCGGGAGAAGCAGGAUACCUUUGCGCUGGCUUCCCAGCAGAAGGCAGCCAGAGCCCAGAGCAAGGGCUGCUUCCAGGCUGAGAUUGUGCCGUUGACCACCACGGUCCGAGACGACAAGGGCACCGAGAGGCGCGUCACCGUGGUCCAGGAUGAGGGCAUCCGUGCCAACACCACCCUGGAGGGCCUGGCCAAACUGAAGCCUGCCUUCAAGCAGGGCGGCUCCACCACAGCCGGAAACUCUAGCCAGGUGAGUGAUGGGGCCGCUGCCCUCCUGCUGGCCCGAAGGUCCAAGGCUGAAGAGUUGGGCCUUCCCAUCCUUGGGGUCCUGAGGUCCUACGCGGUGGUCGGGGUCCCACCUGAUGUCAUGGGCAUUGGUCCUGCCUAUGCCAUCCCUGUAGCUCUGCAGAAAGCAGGGCUGACCGUGGAUGAUGUGGAGAUCUUUGAGAUCAACGAGGCCUUUGCCAGCCAGGCCGUCUACUGUGUGGAGAAGCUGAGACUGCCCCCAGAGAAGGUGAACCCGCUAGGGGGUGCAGUGGCCCUGGGCCACCCCCUGGGUUGCACGGGGGCACGGCAAGUCAUCACGCUGCUCAACGAGCUGAAACGUCGCGGGAAGAGGGCUUAUGGGGUGGUGUCCAUGUGCAUUGGCACCGGAAUGGGGGCAGCUGCUGUCUUUGAGUACCCGGGGAACUGAGGAGCUCCCGACAGCCAUGCUCUGGCAGCGAGAGCUCAACGCCACAAAUGAAGCCAUGUAAUGGCAGUGGGCCUGCAAGGCGCUUCUGCAAACUGGGGCAAGGCGAACACAGCAGCAGUGGCAGCGCACAGUCUACCCCACACACACCCCCACCCGCCCUCUGGGCCACUGUUGCAGAAAGGGCAGAAUAAAAGUGUGCUCUCCUA